CCAGGAGUAACCUCCCUGCGCAUCAUCACAUCACCCCACUGUCUGCUGUUGGAGAGUCUGUCGGAGCUGUGUGACCUCAGCAUGAUGUGAUUUUUUUUCGUCACCACUGGAAACAGAGAUGUCCGACAGACAUUUUUAAUUUAUCGAUCUCGUUCACUGAACUUUUCCAGGAUUUCGUGUCGAUUUUUCUCCACCGUGAUCGCAGCCUGCUCGUGUCGUCCAGCCAUGGCACAGCAGGACGGUGCUGCCAAGAAGAGCCCCGCUGUUGCGGCGUUGCACUCUCACUUCAUGGUGGGAUCAGUGUCGGAGGAGAACUCGGAAGAUGAAAACCAAGGGAAGCAAGACAUCCAGCUGGAGGAAAAGGAGACUCGCUCCUGUUCCCCGUCCUCUUGUAGCUCCGACAGCACCUUUGAGAUGGGAUUUGACCACAUUGAUGGCCCCUCGCACAAUCUAAGAUCAAGCAUGUCAGGGCUGCACUUGGUGAAACAAGGCAGAGAUCGCAGGCGAAUUGAUCUCCAGAGGGACUUCACCGUCGCUUCACCUGCUGAAUUUGUCACCCGCUUCGGUGGUAACAAGGUCAUUGAAAAGGUGCUUAUUGCAAAUAAUGGCAUUGCAGCAGUUAAAUGCAUGCGCUCCAUCCGCCGCUGGGCCUAUGAGAUGUUUCGCAAUGAAAGGGCAAUUCGUUUUGUUGUCAUGGUGACCCCUGAAGACCUGAAAGCCAAUGCAGAGUACAUCAAAAUGGCAGAUCAUUAUGUUCCUGUGCCAGGAGGGACUAAUAACAACAACUAUGCCAAUGUGGAGCUUAUUCUGGACAUUGCUAAGCGGAUACCUGUUCAGGCAGUGUGGGCUGGAUGGGGCCACGCCUCAGAGAACCCCAAACUCCCAGAGCUCCUUCAAAAGAACGGCAUUGCUUUCAUGGGUCCCCCAAGUCAGGCUAUGUGGGCUCUCGGAGACAAGAUUGCUUCAUCAAUCGUGGCUCAGACAGCCGGCAUACCAACUCUGCCCUGGAGUGGAACAGGUCUGACAGUAGAAUGGACCGAGAACAACCAAAAGAAGAAACUCAUCAACGUUCCCCAUGACUUGUACGAGCUCGGUUGCAUCCAGGACGUAGAGGACGGCCUGAAAGCAGCAGAGAACAUUGGCUUCCCUGUGAUGGUGAAGGCCUCUGAAGGUGGUGGAGGAAAAGGGAUCCGCAAAGUGAACUGCGCUGAUGACUUCCCUAAUCUCUUCAGACAGGUCCAAGCAGAGGUUCCAGGAUCACCCAUUUUUGUCAUGCAGCUAGCCAAGCAUGCCCGCCACUUGGAGGUUCAGAUUUUGGCUGAUCAAUAUGGCAACGCUAUUUCCCUGUUUGGCAGAGACUGCUCUGUGCAGCGACGUCACCAGAAAAUUAUAGAGGAGGCUCCUGCCACCAUUGCCACUUCUGACGUGUUUGAGGAUAUGGAAAGGUGUGCAGUAAAGCUGGCGAAGAUGGUGGGUUACGUCAGUGCAGGCACAGUGGAGUACCUCUAUAGCCAGGACGGCAGCUUCUACUUCCUCGAGCUCAACCCUCGCCUGCAGGUGGAACACCCCUGCACUGAGAUGGUGGCUGACGUCAACUUGCCUGCAGCCCAAAUGCAGAUUGCUAUGGGUAUUCCUCUUCACCGAAUCAAGGACAUCAGGAUGCUGUAUGGGGUCCAGCCCUGGGGAGACAGUCCCAUAGAUUUCGAGCGUCUGUCAACUACCCCCUCCCCUCGAGGCCAUGUCAUUGCAGCUCGUAUCACCAGUGAAAAUCCAGAUGAGGGUUUUAAGCCAAGUUCUGGGACGGUGCAAGAGCUGAAUUUCCGCAGCAAUAAGAACGUGUGGGGCUACUUCAGUGUUGCAGCCGCUGGAGGGCUGCACGAGUUUGCAGACUCCCAGUUUGGACACUGUUUCUCUUGGGGAGAAAAUCGUGAAGAAGCAAUCUCCAACAUGGUGGUCGCUCUUAAGGAGCUGUCUAUUAGGGGAGACUUCAGGACCACAGUGGAAUACCUCAUUAAGCUACUGGAGACUGAAAGCUUUCAGCACAACAGCAUCGACACAGGCUGGCUGGAUAGGCUUAUCUCAGAGAAGAUGCAGGCGGAGCGUCCUGACACGAUGCUGGGAAUUGUGAGCGGUGCUCUGCAUGUGGCCGAUGUCAAUCUGAGGAACAGUGUGUCUAACUUUCUGCAUUCUUUGGAAAGGGGCCAGGUGCUGCCAGCACACACACUGCUCAACACUGUGGAUGUGGAGCUGAUCUAUGAAGGCACUAAGUAUGUCCUGACAGUGACGCGCCAGUCUCCAAACUCCUACGUGGUCAUCAUGAACAGUUCUUCUGCUGAGGUUGAUGUCCAUCGACUCAGUGAUGGAGGUCUUUUGCUUUCUUAUGAUGGAAGCAGCUACACUACCUACAUGAAAGAAGAGGUGGACAGGUAUCGCAUCACAAUUGGGAACAAGACCUGUGUGUUUGAAAAGGAGAAUGAUCCCUCGCUACUGCGAUCUCCUUCAGCAGGAAAACUCAUUCAGUACACGGUGGAGGAUGGUGGGCAUGUGUUUUCUGGCCAGUGCUACGCUGAAAUCGAGGUCAUGAAGAUGGUAAUGACUCUAACCGCUGCAGAGUCGGGCUGUAUUCACUAUGUGAAAAGAGCUGGGGCAGCACUGGAACCUGGCUGUGUCAUUGCCAAACUGCAACUCGAUGACCCAAGCAGAGUCCAACAGGCAGAGCUGCACACAGGAGCCCUGCCUUCUAUCCAGGCAGUAGCUCUGAGGGGAGAAAAGCUACACAGAGUCUUCCACAACACACUGGAUCAUCUCGUUCACAUAAUGAGUGGUUACUGUCUCCCCGAGCCUUUCUUCAGUGCUAAGCUGAAAGAGUGGGUGGAAAGGUUAAUGAAAACCAUGCGCGAUCCCUCGUUGCCACUGUUGGAGCUUCAAGACAUCAUGACUAGUGUGUCGGGUCGUAUCCCCCCUGCUGUGGAGAAGGCCAUCAAGAAGGAGAUGGCUCAGUACGCCAGCAACAUAACCUCUGUGCUCUGCCAGUUCCCCAGCCAGCAGAUUGCAAACAUCCUGGACAGCCAUGCUGCUACUCUUAACAAGAAGUCAGAGAGAGAAGUCUUCUUUAUGAACACACAAAGCAUUGUUCAACUGGUGCAAAAGUAUCGAAGUGGCAUCCGAGGUCACAUGAAGGCAGUGGUGAUGGAUUUGCUUAGACAGUAUCUGAAAGUAGAGAUCCAGUUCCAGAAUGGACACUAUGACAAGUGUGUGUUUACACUGCGUGAGGAAAACAAAGGCGACAUGGCCAAUGUGCUCAACUACAUCUUCUCCCAUGCUCAAGUCACUAAGAAGAACCUGCUGGUUACCAUGCUGAUUGAUCAGCUCUGUGGCCGUGAUCCCACACUGACAGAUGAACUGAUGGCCAUUUUGACUGAACUUACCCAGCUCAGCAAGACAACCAAUGCUAAGGUGGCACUACGUGCUCGGCAGGUAUUGAUAGCAUCUCAUCUUCCCUCUUAUGAGCUACGACACAACCAGGUGGAGUCCAUCUUCCUCUCUGCCAUUGAUAUGUAUGGACACCAGUUCUGCAUUGAGAACCUGCAGAAACUGAUCCUUUCAGAGACAUCCAUCUUUGAUGUUCUGCCCAACUUCUUUUACCACAGUAAUCAGGUUGUCAGGAUGGCUGCCCUAGAGGUGUACGUACGCAGAGCAUACAUUGCCUACGAGCUCAACAGUGUUCAGCAUCGACAACUGAAGGACAACACGUGUAUAGUAGAGUUCCAGUUCAUGCUUCCCACCUCACAUCCCAACAGAGGGAACAUCCCCACUCUAAACAGGAUGUCAUUCUCAUCCAACCUGAAUCACUACGGCAUGGUGCAUGUGGCCAGCGUGAGUGAUGUUCUGCUUGACACCUCGUUCACACCACCUUGCCAGCGCAUGGGAGCCAUGGUCUCCUUCCGCUCAUUUCAGGAGUUCAAAAGAAACAUACCAGAUGUGUUGAGCUGCUUCUCUGACUCUCCCCCUCCAAGUCCGACCUUCCCAGAAGGAGGCAAUCCCGUCCUGUAUGGUGAAGAGGACAACAAGAGUGUCCAGGAUGAGCCUAUCCAUAUCCUGAAUGUGGCUAUUAAGACUGACAGUGACAUGGACGACGAUGGCCUGGCAGCCAUGUUCCGGGAGUUCACUCAGUCAAAGAAAUCCCUCCUGUUUGAACAUGGCAUCCGAAGGCUAACUUUCCUCGUAGCUCAGAAGGAUUUCAGGAAGCAAGUCAACUGUGAGGUGGACCAAAGAUUUCAUAGGGAAUUCCCCAAGUUUUUCACAUUCCGUGCCAGAGACAAGUUUGAGGAGGACAGGAUCUACCGUCAUCUGGAGCCAGCUUUGGCGUUCCAGUUGGAGCUCAACCGCAUGCGUAAUUUUGCCCUAACUGCCAUCCCAUGCGCCAAUCACAAGAUGCACUUAUACCUGGGUGCAGCCCGUGUGGAAGUGGGCACAGAAGUUACAGACUACCGAUUCUUUGUCCGAGCCAUUAUCCGCCACUCUGAUUUGGUCACAAAGGAGGCCUCCUUUGAAUACCUUCACAAUGAAGCAGAGCGUCUGCUGCUGGAAGCCAUGGAUGAACUGGAGGUGGCUUUCAACAACACGACUGUACGAACAGACUGUAACCACAUCUUCCUCAAUUUUGUCCCCACAGUCAUCAUGGACCCAUCAAAGAUUGAGGAGUCUGUGCGCUCCAUGGUGAUGCGUUACGGCAGUCGUCUGUGGAAGCUGCGCGUCCUGCAGGCUGAGCUGAAAAUUAACAUCCGGCUGACUCCAACAGGAAAGCAGAUUCCCAUCCGCCUCUUCCUUACUAAUGAAUCAGGUUAUUACCUGGACAUCAGCCUGUACAAGGAGGUCACUGAUUCCCGAACGGGACAGGUGGGGCCCAAAGACCGACAGAUUAUGUUCCAAGCAUACGGAGACAAGCAAGGUCCCUUACAUGGUAUGCUCAUCAAUACACCCUAUGUCACCAAGGACCUGUUGCAAUCGAAGCGCUUCCAGGCACAGUCUCUGGGCACCACCUAUGUCUAUGACUUUCCAGAAAUGUUCAGACAGGCCCUGAAAAAGCUGUGGCACUCUAGUCAGGCCUAUGCCCACUUACCCAAAUGCCCUCUUCCCUCUGAGCUGCUCACCUUCACAGAGCUGGUCCUCGACGCCCAAGGUCAGCUGGUGCAGAUGAACCGACUGCCAGGAGGCAACGAAAUUGGUAUGGUGGCCUGGCGGAUGACCCUGCGAACCCCAGAGUAUCCAGCGGGACGUGAGAUCAUCGUCAUAAGUAACGACAUCACACACAAGAUAGGUUCCUUCGGACCGCAGGAGGACGUGUUGUUCCUGCGAGCCUCAGAGAUGGCGCGAGAGAGCGGCAUCCCUCGAAUCUACAUCGCAGCCAACAGUGGUGCUCGCAUUGGCCUGGCAGAGGAAAUCCGACACAUGUUCCACGUGGCCUGGCAAGAUCCAGCUGACCCUUAUAAGGGUUUCAAGUAUCUCUACCUCACACCUCAGGAUUACAAGAAGGUUUCAGCCCUCAACUCUGUGCACUGCGAACACGUCGAGGAUGAGGGAGAAUCCAGGUACAAGAUCACUGACAUUAUAGGAAAAGAUGAAGGCUUGGGUGUGGAGAAUCUGAAGGGGUCUGGAAUGAUUGCUGGAGAGUCUUCCCUGGCUUAUGAGGAGAUCAUCACCAUGAAUCUGGUCACAUGUCGAGCCAUAGGUAUCGGGGCCUAUCUGGUGAGACUUGGACAGAGAACCAUCCAAGUGGACAACUCUCACAUUAUCCUGACUGGAGCUGGAGCCCUCAACAAGGUCCUGGGUCGAGAAGUGUACACAUCGAACAACCAACUUGGUGGAAUUCAGAUCAUGCACAACAAUGGUGUAACCCACACUACUGUUUGUGAUGACUUUGAGGGAGUCUUCAAUAUUUUGCAGUGGCUGUCCUACAUGCCCAUGUGUAAAUCGAGUCCAGUUCCCAUCCUUCAAGCCAAGGAUCCCAUUGAUCGGCUGAUAGAGUUUGUGCCUACCAAGGCUCCUUAUGACCCUCGCUGGAUGUUAGCAGGACGUCCCAGCCAGACUCCGAAGGGUUCCUGUCAGAGUGGUUUCUUUGACCAUGGCUCUUUCAUGGAGAUCAUGCAGCCUUGGGCUCAGAGCGUGGUGGUAGGCCGAGCCAGACUGGGUGGGAUACCUACUGGAGUGGUUGCUGUGGAGACCAGGUCAGUGGAGCUGUCAAUCCCAGCUGAUCCAGCCAAUUUGGACUCCGAGGCAAAGAUCAUCCAGCAGGCAGGACAGGUGUGGUUCCCAGAUUCUGCCUUUAAAACAGCCCAGGCUAUUAAGGAUCUGAACCGCGAAGGCUUACCUCUCAUUGUAUUUUCCAACUGGAGGGGCUUUUCUGGAGGAAUGAAAGAUAUGUACGACCAGGUGCUGAAGUUUGGGGCCUACAUUGUGGAUGGACUGAGGGAGUACAAGCAGCCAGUGCUAGUCUAUAUCCCCCCUCAGGCUGAGCUGAGAGGAGGCUCCUGGGUGGUCAUAGAUCCAACCAUCAACCCCCGUCACAUGGAGAUGUACGCCGACAAGGACAGCCGAGGUGGAGUGUUGGAGCCUGAAGGAACAGUGGAGAUCAAGUUUAGAAGGAAGGAUCUGGUGAAGACCAUGAGGAGAGUAGAUCCGAUCUACACGAGUCUGGCUGAAAGACUGGGAACCCCAGAGCUGAGCCCGCCUGAUCGAAAAGAGCUGGAGACCAAGCUUAAGGAGCGUGAGGAGUUCCUGUUACCCAUCUACCAUCAGGUGGCUGUGCAGUUUGCAGAUCUUCAUGACACUCCAGGUCGCAUGCAAGAGAAGGGCGUUAUAACGGAUAUCCUGGAAUGGCAGACGUCUCGUCAGUUCUUCUACUGGCGCCUGCGACGUCUGCUGCUAGAGGACACCGUGAAGAGGAAGAUCCAAGCGGCCAACAGUGAGCUGACAGACGGCCAGAUCCAGGCAAUGCUGCGCCGCUGGUUUGUGGAGGCUGAAGGGGCUGUUAAGGCUUAUCUGUGGGAUAACAAUGAAGAGGUGGUGGCAUGGCUGGAGAGGCAACUAGCUGAAGAAGAAGGCGCGAGGUCCGUCAUCGAUGAGAACAUCAAGUACAUCCGCCGGGAUCACAUCCUCAAGCAGAUUCGCAGCCUUGUUCAAGCCAAUCCAGAGGUUGCCAUGGAUUCCAUUGUGCACAUGACCCAGCACAUCUCACCCACACAGAGAGCUGAGGUGGUGCGUAUCCUGUCCACUAUGGAGACGUCAACCUCCUCCUAGCGGGAGCCUGGCCUCUCCCCCCCCCGCCUGGCUGAAGCACUGCUCAAGCCACAACCACAGCCAAAGCAGCCUGGUUCAGCCGGAUCUGCUCCUAACUGUGGCCUGGGCUGGAAACUCAGACUGGAGGAGCCAACGUGAUGGCCCUUGGCAGCUGCCAGGUUACUGAUGAACCGUUGGCAAUGAUUCUCACUUAGCACGAGUUUAGGUGUUUGACAUCAGUUAUAACAUUUUGUAAACUGACUUACAUGUAGGUUAACGUUUAGAAAAAUUGAUGUAUUUUGUAUUAAAGUGCAAUUAACAAAUGUCAAUGUAGACAUAUCUAGUCACUAAUAUUUAAUAAUGUGUUUGGAGUUUACACAGUUGGCUCAAGAGGAUGUUUAUGCUUCCAUGAUAAUCAGUGGCCUCCAUCCUUUUGAGCUGGAGUGUGCACAACAGUUAAUUAAUGUUGUUGUCCUGUUAAAAUGCACCUUGGUUUGUGACAUAUGCUUGUUAAGAUUUGCAAGUGUUUUGAUGACCAGCUUGACAAUGACAAUACAUAGGAGGGAGCUGGCAAAAAAAGGGGGUUUUACACUCCCAAAUAAGGAGCACUCAGUUACUGAACAAAGGUGGGGAGCACUGUAACAGAUUUGGACAGGGCCAGCCCAGCAGGGAGCAGGGACAAGGUCCCUUUUAGACCCCGACUGUUUCACAGUUACCCUGCAGUGAGCAAUGGGCAGCUCGCCUCACAACAAAACCACAGCUGUCCCUUCUGUUCUCACCCACAGUACAUGCUGCUUUAGAGGCACUUUAGUGCUUACUGUUCCCUUACAUGGCACCUUGAAUCAAAUCUGCACAGUUUUCACUGUUGCACCUAGUAUGCAAACAUGCACACGCACACAGUGACACAUGCAUGUGGAGUGGAUAAUGGAGAACUGAGCACAGUACUCACACAGAGUGAAUAAUAGCAUGCUUGUUUAGAAUGAUGUUCUUUGCUCCCUUUGGUUAUUUUUGACAGCUGUUGUGUUGCUCUUAAAAGCAGCUGUGUGCUUUUUAACUAAAGAAAUACACUUGAGUUAGAAAGCCAAAUCAUUACGUGUCUGCUGACAGAACAAAGGGUACUGUUCGCCUGAUCUACACGUUACAUGUUGGAUAUGGUGUCUAAUUUUAGCUGUAGUCCUCAGACUCUGUUCUAUUUAAAGUUUGUAUGUCAUGUAUAUGAAAAGUUACUUAUUUUUAUUAAUUUUUGAACAGUUUGAAUCACAUCCAACUUCUCUUGACUACUUGAGUUUGUUACUAAUAGACAGGGAAAUUCUGCAAACUGUAUCAUGAAGAGAAGAGUACUUAAUGAUGGCAAAACAGCAGCAUACUGUUGAAUUCCAUCUUUGAGAUCAUUGUGUCAUGUGCUCUGCUGACAAAACAACAACAAUGUGAAAUGGCUUCAUGGUCAGUGCUGUGCCUUUCAUGUGCCCGUAUUGACAUGUUGUCCAGUUGCUUCAUAAGUAACUGGUUGUUUCCUUGUACAGGGAUGAAGAAUAUUUACUGAUAUGAGCUUUAAAUGUGUCUGCAGAUUUAAUAAAGCUUACUCAACUUA
Messenger RNA from Acanthochromis polyacanthus (spiny chromis), 8869 nucleotides. It is a transcript of the gene acaca, whose product is annotated as acetyl-CoA carboxylase alpha. The transcript has 54 exons. Gene Ontology annotation, biological process: fatty acid biosynthetic process. The record is from RefSeq and is a predicted model, not a curated record. The coding region runs from base 226 to 7299 and encodes 2357 amino acids. Gene Ontology annotation, molecular function: acetyl-CoA carboxylase activity; ATP binding; metal ion binding. Lineage: Eukaryota; Metazoa; Chordata; Actinopteri; Pomacentridae.